Messenger RNA from Entrophospora sp. SA101, 774 nucleotides. The record is from the annotation of a GenBank genome assembly. Lineage: Eukaryota; Fungi; Glomeromycota; Glomeromycetes; Entrophosporales; Entrophosporaceae.
AUGAAAUUAACACCAGAUGAAAAACGUCAAAGAGCUGCUGCUGAUCGUUCAAAACAAAGAAUGGAACUAAAAAACCUUAUGAAACAAAGAAAACUUAAAAAUAAUAAUAAUGAUGAUGAUGAGAUUAUUAUUUUAACACCUACCAAGAAUCAAAAUGAUUCACAACAACCAACAAUAACUAUUAAUAGUAAAGAUGAUAAAAAAAAAUAUAAAGAUGGAUUAAUAUCAGACAUUGAAUCAGAUUGUUCGAUAGAUUUGGAUGAAUUGAUUGCUCAAACAAGUGAUUUAGAUGCGGGUGGCGGUGUUAAUCUAGGCGAUGACCUUGCUAGACAUCUAACACCAUCAACUACACCUUUACGUGGCCCAUCGCCGAACUUUAAUACAGCCAGGCCUGUUAGUAUUAUAGCUGAGGAAGAAGAAAGUCUAAGUGAUACUCCACUUGAAAUUGAUAAUCAAGAAGCCGAUGACCUUUGGAAAACUUCAAAUAACGAAGAUAAUAUAUUUGAUAUUUAUUGUGGUAAAUCAGGAAUCCCAGCUGGAAUGUCAAAAUCUGCAUUUUUUGGUCAUUUCGGCAUAUCUCCAUUAACUCCAUUAUCACCUACAUCAUCACAAGCCUCAUCGACAGCAGAUCCGGAUGAAUUAUUUGAAACAAUGUCAAAUGGAUCUACUAGAUCAGCAGCAAGCACUAGUUCAAGAGGCACAAUAACUGGAAGUGGAACAAGGAAACCAUCAAAUACUUUGGGAAUAAGAGCACCGAGUAGAAUCGAUCAUUAA